AUGCUUAUUGCAGCUGAAAAAAGUCGGCAGCUGACAGGAUCAUUAGACUCAUCAACUGGAGGGAUGACAAGAAAAGAAAGAUUCACUUUCUUGGAUUGCUUUGACAUGAGGUAUGGAACUCUAGCAUGCCUCCUAAAGGAAGUGAUCAAGUUCACUUUGUACUACAUCAGAGCUGUUCAUGUACACAAGGUAAAAACAUCUGCAACCCAGAAAUCAUUGACAGACAACUUAUCCAAAGGGAAGACCUUGGAGGAAGCCAUUAACUCAGCACGCCAAGCAGGGAACGCCAGCGCGAGGCGUGCAUCCUUGGAAGUGAAACACAUAAUCGUCCCCUUAAUGACAUCGGUAUGGGACUUGAUUGAGACGCUGUAUGUUGGUGGUACCCCUGCUGAAGGGACGGUGAGAUGUAUUAGCGGAUUCAUCGGUGCAUAUGGUGGAGGAUUGAUUGGUGAAGGGGAUGCGGGGUGGUUGGGUUUCCUCCUGGGAAGUCAAAUGGGAGGAUGGGUUGGAGGGAGGAUUGGACUAAUGGCCUAUGAUACCUGGAAUGGAGUGCUUCAUUUGAUUCAAGUCCUCAAUUCUUUACCAAUUGCCAAGUGA
This is a messenger RNA of Oldenlandia corymbosa var. corymbosa, 597 nucleotides long. Lineage: Eukaryota; Viridiplantae; Streptophyta; Magnoliopsida; Gentianales; Rubiaceae. The record is from the annotation of a GenBank genome assembly.